CAAUAUCCUCUCUCAGCAUUGCCUUCAAAGUAAGAGAAGGGAGCGGAGCCCAGAUUUUCCAGGUAAUAGGGGAAUAUAAGACACAGAUGGUCCUGCCAUCAUCACAAAGCUUACAGCAAAAAGGGCAGCAUAACAAGAGCAAACAACAUCCUAUAGUGGAAUUUUAACUACGAUGGCAGCUCAAUUGCACAGUACGUCUUUCAACUUCAGUGAACCCAGGACCAGCCUUGGUGAGAGGGUGCUCAGGCUCCCCAGGCCAGGGCUUGGAAACCAAGACCCCAGAGAUUCACAACUGAGACUUGUCUUAGUGGGUAAGACUGGAGCAGGCAAAAGUGCCACAGGGAACAGCAUCCUUGGAAAGAAAGCAUUUCAUUCCAGCAUUGCAGCAAAAUCCAUCACCAAGGUCUGUGAGAAAGGGAGCAGCACAUGGAAUGGGAGAGAAAUUGUCGUUGUGGACACACCUGGCAUUUUCGACACAGAGGUAAAGGAUGCUGACACACAAAGAGAGAUUGCUAAUUGCAUCCUCCUGACCUCCCCUGGGCCUCAUGCUGUGCUCCUGGUAAUCCCGCUGGGCUCUUACACAAAGGAAGAACAAAAGGCUGUGGAGAAGAUGUUGUCAAUGUUUGGAUCCAAAGCUAGGAGAUACAUGAUUCUCUUAUUUACCCGGAAAGAUGACUUGGAAGACAUGGAGUUCCAGGAUUACUUAAAGGAAGUUCCAGAAGCUUUUCAAGAUCUGAUGGAGCAGUUCAAGGAUCGUCACUGUGAGUUCAACAAUAAGGCGACAGGGGCUGAGCAGGAGGCUCAGAGGACACAGCUGCUGGACCUGGUCCAGCGCGUAGUGAUGGAGAACCAGGGAAGAUGCUACACUAAUAAAAUGUACCAAAGGGCCGAAGUCGAGAUUCAGAAACAGAUUCAAGUGAUACAAGAACAAUAUACUACUGAGCUGGAGAGAGAGAAAAGGCAGUUAAGAGAGGAGUAUGAAGAGGAAAUUAGAAAGCUGGAAGAUAAACUGGAGCGGGAAAAGAGAAAGAAAGAAAUGGAGAUGAAAUUUAAAGAAAAGGAGAAUUACUAUUCCUCCAGGCAGCAAAGUGCCCGAAGUGAAGCUGAGAGUCAGAAAGAUAUACUGGACAUAAUCUUGAGAGUAUUAAAGAUUGCUUCCUUUGUUUUCUCAUUACUGUUCAAGGAAGAUUAAGUUAAUGAAAAUCUGUCUAUGUUUCCUGCAU
Eptesicus fuscus (big brown bat) is the source of this 1223-nucleotide messenger RNA. RefSeq names its product GTPase IMAP family member 4-like. The record is from RefSeq and is a predicted model, not a curated record. The coding region runs from base 173 to 1192 and encodes 339 amino acids. Gene Ontology annotation, molecular function: GTP binding. Lineage: Eukaryota; Metazoa; Chordata; Mammalia; Chiroptera; Vespertilionidae. The transcript is spliced from 4 exons.